UAUCGCGGCAAAGAGCUCGUAGUUUUGGUUCGGUAAAAAUUUUAGAAAAAUGGAGGCAGAAUUAAGUUGCCCUGUUUGUAACAAGCCAUUUGUCAACCCUAUAAUCUUGCCAUGUUCUCACAACAUUUGCUUGGGUUGUUCGCAGUCAGCGUUGACAACUGCCGGUGGAGACAAAUCUGCGACUGAUCGAAAUGGAACACAGGUUGACACUGAGGAAACACCGUACAUCACUUUUUACGACAUGAAUCACUUGUAUCAGAGCAUAGGAAAUCUACCGUGUUUGAAGUGUCCAACAUGCAGCAAACUAUUUCCCAUCGACGGCCAAGGGAUCAGUGGAUUUCCCCGCAACCGCCUGUUGGAAAAUAUUGUUAAUCGGUAUUAUGCUAAAUCGAAUGGAAUUGUUUAUUGUCAACUUUGCGAGGAAACCCAACCUUGUCAAGCAACGGUUAUGUGCGAGCAAUGUGAAGUUGCUUAUUGCGAUCGAUGCUGUAAAACUUGUCAUCCUAGCCGCGGUCCUCUAGCGAAGCACUCUUUGAUUCCUCCCACAAGUUCGAAGUCGCCUAACAAACCGACUGUAGUCAAGUGCGGUAGCCACAGCGAAGAAAACAUCAGCAUGUACUGCGUAUUCUGCCGAGUUCCUGUUUGUUAUGUGUGUUUAGAGCGAGGACAGCACAGUGGGCACGAAGUGAAAGCUUUAGGAGCGAUGUUUAAAGAGCAAAAGGCUGAACUUUUAGCCAGUAUGAAGUUACUGGAUGGAAAAAAUAACGAUUUGAAAAACUUUAUUCAGCUUCUUAAUGGAAACUGCUCGAUAAUCCAGGAAAAUGGUUUAGAAUUUGAAGCUAGUGUGGUAGCUCAAUGUGAUUCGUUGAUAAAUUUCAUACAGCACCGUAAAGUGGAGCUAAUUGAAGCCAUCACAGCAGAGAUGAACUCCAAGACACAGAAGAUCAAAGAGCAAAUCAAAGCUUGUGAAGAAAAGGGUAAAAAAGUAGCAGGGGUGCUCCAAUAUGCUCAUGAAUGUUUACAAGGAACUGAUGCAGCCUCUUUUUUGUUGGUUGCUAACUCUCUCAAUGGAAGAAUUUUGAAUGUUGUUAAUCACUGGUCGAAAGAAGUAAAACUUGAACCAACUACUGGUGUGGAACUGGAAUUGACUUUGGACACAUCAGGAGCAAUACAAGCCCUCCAUGAUUUGCACUUCAUAGAACUCAAAGCUCCAAUAGCCCCAGAAAUAGUCCCAGAUGAAUGCACUGUCACAAACAAUGCUAUCACCUUAUCAUGGAGACCUCGAAUCAAACAGAGCUGUGUUGAUGGCUAUGUGGUUGAGAUUGAUGAUGGUACUUCAAGUGGUAAAGAGGACAAUUUUCAGGAGGUGUAUCGUGGGAGUUGUCUGGAGUGCACUGUAUCUGGCCUGCAAUUUAACUCUACAUACAGAGCAAGAGUCAAAGGUUUCAACAAGGCCGGGGAGGGUGCUCCAAGCGAUGAGGUGUAUCUGACGACAUCUGAUGUUGCCUGGUUCUCUCUGGAUCCUGCUACUGCCCAUCCAGACAUAGUUCUUACAAAUGACAACUCAACAACAACAUGCACUAGCUUUGAUGACAGAGUUGUGCUGGGUAACAUUGGUUUUUCCAGGGGCUGUCAUUACUGGGAGGUGACCAUUGAUCGCUAUGAUGGAAACCCUGAUCCAGCAGUUGGUGUUGCCUUAGCAAGCACCAUCAAGGAUUCCAUUCUGGGAAAAGAUGACAAAGCAUGGUGCAUGUACAUUGAUAGCAGUCGGAGCUGGUUUCGUCACAACAAUGAGCACUCCAAUCGACGUGAUGGUGGGGUAGAUGUUGGUUCAGUAAUCGGAGUGUUACUGGACAUACCAAAUCACAAAGUGACAUACUAUUUAAAUGACCAGAAGAGAGGUCUCAUGCGACUGCCUGAUACUUCCGAGGCAUUUUAUGCCGCAUUCAGUUUGAGUCGUAAUGUACAAAUCACAUUGCAUACUGGGCUUGAGCCUCCAGAAGAGGCAUAGUUUAUUAAUAACAACAAGUAG
This is a messenger RNA of Pocillopora damicornis (cauliflower coral), 2032 nucleotides long. Its product is annotated as E3 ubiquitin-protein ligase TRIM9-like. Lineage: Eukaryota; Metazoa; Cnidaria; Anthozoa; Scleractinia; Pocilloporidae. The record is from RefSeq and is a predicted model, not a curated record. Gene Ontology annotation, molecular function: protein binding; zinc ion binding.